Messenger RNA from Haemonchus placei, 513 nucleotides. The record is from the annotation of a GenBank genome assembly. Lineage: Eukaryota; Metazoa; Nematoda; Chromadorea; Rhabditida; Trichostrongylidae.
AUGUUCCGUGACUCCAAAAAGAGCAGUCGGCUUGAAGAGAAGAUAACACAGUGUAGUGCAAAGCGCUCGUUACUGACACUUAUUGGCGCUGCAAUGUCAUCACAAGAUCGCAGUGGAACGCGUCACGCGCGAAGUGGGCGGGGUGUCUUGGUUUCGACGGACGCGCGGAACGGCCUUUCCCCCUGGACAGCAGUAAAUUUGUGUAGUACUUCGUUCUUAUUUCUAUUCAAAUAUGAAGAAAUCAUAUGGGAAUUAGCCUCAGUUGAUGGUCUCUCGCCGGACGGUCAACGAAUACUGGCAGCUGAGCGAGACCGUUUCAACUCGGCACUGUUGUCGUACUGUAUGGCCACACAUGGAGUGGCGAAUGCACCGGCCCAUUACGCAGCCGUUUUGUCCAUGGUCGAUAUUUUACAUCGCCAAGCAAAAACACAGAAAGACUUUCAUGUAAUCAUCCAAAUGCAACGAUCUCGAUUUCAUGUGCGUGGCGCAUACCGCGAAGGGUUUAUACUCUGA